This is a messenger RNA of Pseudomassariella vexata, 1743 nucleotides long. RefSeq names its product putative extracellular lipase. The transcript has 2 exons. The coding region runs from base 1 to 1743 and encodes 580 amino acids. NCBI's taxonomy places the organism in Eukaryota, Fungi, Ascomycota, Sordariomycetes, Amphisphaeriales, Pseudomassariaceae. The record is from RefSeq and is a predicted model, not a curated record.
AUGGCACCGGCCGAGUCAAUCAUGCGCAACGUGUUCCAACCGUACGCCUUCCCAGAUACACGGCAAUUGGUUCAGAUUCAUCGAAGAACGAGUAUACAAGCAAAUACGACAGCCCUGGAAGAUCGAGCAACAGACGUGACGCUCGUCAUCCCGGCUGGAACUGUAGUGGGGUCGUCCAUCGGCAGUAUCGAAAACUUCGGUGGUAUCCCGUUUGCUGAACCAGCGACCGGGCCUCUCCGCUUGAAGCCCCCUGUCCGACUCAACUCGUCCUUUGGGACUGUCGACGCGAGAGGGUUCGGCCCAGCAUGCCCUCAGAUGUUCUUCUCUACCGAUGAGAGCAGCUUGUUGACUUCGGUUCUUGGCAACUUGCUCAAUACGGGACUGUUCCAGACUGUCACGGAUCAGACUGAGGAUUGCUUGACGAUGAGGGUGCAGCGCCCGGCUGGCACGGCCGCCGACGCAAAGCUGCCCGUCCUGUUUUGGAUCUUCGGUGGAGGGUUUGAGCUUGGCAGCCCGCAAAUGUACGACGGGUCUGGUCUCGUUGCUCAGGGGGUCAAAAUCGGAAAGCCAUUCAUCUUCGUUUCUGUCAACUAUCGAGUUGGUGGCUUCGGCUUCAUGCCUGGUGCCGAGAUUCUGGCUGACGGCUCGGCCAACUUGGGGCUCCUUGACCAGCGCAUGGGUCUUGAGUGGACUGCCGACAACAUCGCAGCUUUUGGGGGCGAUCCAGACAAGGUCACCAUCUGGGGUGAAAGCGCUGGGGCCAUCAGUGUGUUUGAUCAGAUGGCACUAUACAAUGGCGAUAAUACGUACAACGGUAGCCCUUUGUUCCGCGCUGCCAUCAUGAAUAGUGGGAGCCUUGCACCAGCUGAUCCAGUGGACUGUCCCAAGGGGCAAAUCAUCUACGACACAGUGGUUGCUGAAGCGGGCUGUUCCUCGGCCACGGACACUCUCGAGUGCCUGCGCAGUGCCGACUAUGACACGUUUUUGAAUGCAGCCAACAGCGUGCCUGGCAUCCUCAGCUACUCUUCAGUCGCUUUGUCGUACGUGCCGCGGCCCGAUGGCACUGCUCUCACGCAGAGUCCGGAUGUGCUUGCUUCGAACGGCCAGUACGCCGCGGUGCCUAUGAUUAUUGGUAACCAGGAAGACGAGGGGACACUUUUUGCUUUGUUCCAACCCAAUAUCACCACGGGAGCUUUGAUCGUCAGCUACUUGAGCGAAUUUUUCUUCCACGGCGCCACCAAUGACCAGCUGGAGACGUUAGUGGCUACAUACGAUGAAUCGAUCACAGCAGGUAGUCCCUUCAGAACCAGUAUCUUCAACAACAUCUAUCCCCAGUUCAAGCGCCUCGCUGCUAUCCUGGGCGAUCUUGUCUUCACGCUAACCCGCCGCGCGUUCUUGAAUGUGUGCACUUCAGUCAACCCCGAUGUCCCCGCAUGGUCGUACUUGUCUAGCUACGACUAUGGAACGCCGAUUCUGGGAACUUUCCACGGUUCGGAUCUGCUGCAAGUGUUCUAUGGACUCUUGCCCAACUACGCCAGUGCGGCUACGCAGACUUACUAUAUCAAUUUCCUGUACGAUCUGGAUCCGAAUGACGACGCGGACUCAUACCCCAACUGGCCGCAGUGGACCGAGAGCAAGCAGCUGAUGCAGUUCAACGCCGGGAGCAGCAGCUUGUUGUCGGAUGACUUCAGGGCGGACAGCUAUGACUGGAUCGUGUCCAAUAUUGCGUCUCUAUAUUUGUGA